Molecule: messenger RNA, 1376 nt
Organism: Wyeomyia smithii (pitcher-plant mosquito)
Lineage: Eukaryota; Metazoa; Arthropoda; Insecta; Diptera; Culicidae
Product: phosphotriesterase-related protein-like
Exons: 5
Coding region: 144-1352 (402 amino acids)
Biological process (GO): catabolic process
Molecular function (GO): hydrolase activity, acting on ester bonds; zinc ion binding
Source: RefSeq, a predicted model, not a curated record
UUCCGAAAAUUCGAAGUGAUGACUCGAAGUCGGCUAUUUUUGGAUUCAAUGAGGUUUCACCUUAAAGAAUGGAUUCUUCUGGGACUGUUCGUACUUUACUGGUGAACUGAACCAAAAAAUGAAUGUAAGCAGACGCAUAACUCAUGGGAUCAAUUGAAAGGUUAACAAAAGUUAAACUGAAAUGCACUGAUCAGUACGCUACAGCGCAGAAACUAACACAGCGCGUCUUCUGCCGUUUGCCAUCAGUUCUUCGGAAAACUUCGUUCUUCGAGGCUAGGAAGAUGAGCCAAAAAGUGGUGACAGUGCGGGGACCCGUGGAUCCUCAAGUUUUGGGUUUUACUCUCACGCAUGAGCAUCUUUCCCUUAAUUUACACCAAUUUUAUAUCUCCGCACCGUCAGAACUGGAAAGUUAUAUUGAUGGCAAGAUUAAACUGCAGAAUGUAGGGUACAUACUGCAAUACCCUUAUAGCUGCAGAUACAAUCUGAUUUUGAACGACGACGAUGCACAGGAGGCCGUCCAGAAAGAUGUUAACCAGUACAAGAAAAUUGGAGGAAGCACAAUUGUCGAAAACUCCUCGCACGGUCUGAGCAGAGAUUUAAAACAAUUGUAUAACCUUUCAACCACAACCGAUGUUCACAUAGUAGCCGGGACGGGUCACUAUAUUCAAGCUGUCCAGCCAGAAUCUGUGCUCAACAUGACAGUCGAAGAACUAGAGAAUUUCUACACGCAGGAAAUUUUAUCCGGAAUACCGAUCAGUCUAUCCGGGGGUGCUAUGGAAACGGUUUGCUGCGGUAUAAUAGGGGAAAUUGGUACAUCGUGGCCGAUCACGCCAUUUGAAAAGAAAACAAUCCACGCGACGGCGGAAGUGCAGAGCACCCUCAAUUGUCCGGUAUCUUUUCACCCAGGACUAGUGAGAGAAGCUCCAUUCGAGAUUGCUCGUCUUUACCUGGAAGCCGGGGGGCAGCCCGAUAAAUGUGUCAUGAGUCAUAUGGAUGUGACUCUACACAAUUCGGAGGAUCUUCUAGAGUUUGCCAAACUAGGUACCUACUGCCAGUUUGAUUUGUUCGGCAAUGAGUGCUCCUAUCAACAGUGGGCUCCGAAAAGUUAUAUGCAAAGCGAUGAACAACGUAUUCAACACAUUCUACAUUUGCUUGAGGAAGAUUUUGGCGAACGGAUACUCAUGUCCCAUGAUGUCCAUACCAAACAUCGAUUGACGAACUUCGGCGGACACGGUUACGGCCAUAUUCUAACAAAUAUUUUGAUGCGCCUAGCAUCGAAAGAUGUGAGUAAAGAAACGAUUGACAUGAUUACAAUAGACAAUCCGGCCAGAUGGCUAGCUAUGUCAAAAUAGGAGGAUAUUUCAUACGAUUAAAUA